Messenger RNA from Argentina anserina (silverweed cinquefoil), 3746 nucleotides. Its product is annotated as putative leucine-rich repeat receptor-like protein kinase At2g19210. NCBI's taxonomy places the organism in Eukaryota, Viridiplantae, Streptophyta, Magnoliopsida, Rosales, Rosaceae. Gene Ontology annotation, molecular function: ATP binding; protein kinase activity; protein binding. The record is from RefSeq and is a predicted model, not a curated record. Gene Ontology annotation, biological process: protein phosphorylation.
CCUUUAUAUCUAUCGGAGCAACAGUAAUUUUCCUACUGUAACCGUAAGCAACGCUCCGGCAGAGGCUGAGGCCCUCUGAAGAUCAAGGCUCAGGGCUUACGCAUUUGCACCGGGAAUUCACUCCACUUCUGACCUCUGAAACGGUCAGUCUUUUCACUUUGGCUUUAUUUCAUUCGUGUCAAAAGAACAUCUAUCUGGGUUUUGCCGUUGUCUGAAAGAUGAAACAAAACAGAACAAAAUUCCGAAGAGGGGUUGAGAUAACGAACAUGGGCAUAACGGAAAUGGGGUUUCAAAUAUCGGGUUUUACAGGAUCGGAAGUUCGAUCACUGGGCUGUCUGUUAUGUUCGGAAAAUAACUCCAACUGUUUUCUAAUUUUCUGUCUGAUUAAAUUUUGAUCCUGUUUACUACUGAAAUAAUCUCUCAUUAACUAGACAAAGGCUAGUACUGUAGUUGCUUUAUUGCUCAAGAAAAUCCCACCCAAAUGUUAGAAAUACUUGUUUUGUGGAGAAGAUGCUGAUCUGGUAUUGACCUGUUGACCCACUCCAGUCCUCGACCUUGCGAUUUCUGAAUACCAGUACCUGGAAAUUGUGACCAACUUGACAGCUAGGACUCUGAAGAAUUCGGAGAAAUUUCCCACAUUGACUAGGAGUCUAGGGCCACACGGCUCAUUAAUUCUUGCACAUGCAUUGAUGCUCAGUUAGUUUCCUGGUUGAAGCUUGACUUGACUUGGGUCUGUAUGCUGUAUUAGUUGGCAGUUACUAGUAGUUUUCGUUUGCCUUAUAAUUCAAGUCUUUGUGUUUUGGUCAUUUGUGAAUAUUUUACUUAGUGAAGUUAUCUGCAAGAAAUGGAUGUGCUUGAUGAGCCAAGUUGUCACAGACAGGACAGAAAAUCUUGGUCGAACCUUUUGUUAUUAUGGAAAAGAAGAAAGGAGGAUGGGGUCUUGUAUCAUAUUCAGACCAAUGAAUUGAUAUUCUUGAGUCAUUUGAAAUUUGAUAAAUUGGUUCGAAUUACAAGUUACCGACGAUUCAUGAGUUAUGAGGAAAUUAAAUUGUAUAUUGUAUGACAUCCAACUGCUUAGGCCUCAGGUCGAGUCAAACAAACGUUUUUAUCUUAAAAAAAUUAUUUUGGAUUUUGAACAAUCACUAUACUUCAUAUUCGAUUUCAGGUUUUGUAUUCUCAUGACCUAUUUUGAUUUGCAUUACCAAAUUGGAAGGAUCAACGUUUCUAGUCUUUACAUUUGAAGUCUUGGAUUUUGGACUUGCUUUGCUUGCUUAAUUAGCGGCAUUUGUAAUUGUAUCUCAUGUGAAUGAAACAUGAGGCAAUUAGACUAGUGAGAUGACUCUUGGUCAAAGUAAACUCUAGAAGAUGGAGUGAUGGACCAUGGUUUUCCUCAAUCAUAAAGUGAUGGUAGGCGACUAGGCGGUACAAGCAGAGUUUCCUUUGUAAUGAUAUUUGUUGUUAAAUAUACUUUCUCGCUACAUGUUUCCUGAAGCAUUAUCAACAACAAUGUCACUGAUAUUCGUGCAAUUGUUCUUUUCUUUUAAUCUGCUCCUAAUUUAUGCCCAAAAUCAAACAGGUUUCAUCAGUAUCGAUUGCGGCAUAACAGAAAAUGUUAGUUAUGUUGACAAGUUUUCAGGUAUUAAGUACAUUUCAGAUGCAGGGUUCGUAGACACCGGUGAAAGUAGGUCAGUAUGGCCUAAUCAAAGAAAUAACUAUUCACAGCCAUACUGGACCCUUAGGAGAUUCCCAGAAGGAACCAGGAACUGCUACAAAAUAGAUGUCACGAGUGGGACGAAGUAUUUGAUUCGAGCAAGUUUCUUUUAUGGAAAUUAUGACAGCGAAAAUAAGUUACCUGAAUUUGAAGUACAUCUUGGAGCUAACUUGUGGGAUACCGUGAGGUUUGAGAAUUCAUCAACGGACAAGAGGAUGGAGCUCUUACAUACCCCCUUUAUAUCAGCUAUAGAGUUAAGGCCUUUACCUGAUGAGACUUAUCAAACACAGAUGUGUUCCUUGCAACUUGUUUUGCGGCGUGACGCUGGUCAAAUGGAUAGAGGAUACAGUAUAUACCAUCCACCCUCUGUUGUCAUGGGUACUGCCACCACGCCAAGAGAUCCAAAUCCUUUGCAUGUUUCCUGGUUGCUUUCUAAUGAUAGCAAUGCAGAAUAUCAUAUUUACAUGCACUUUGCAGAAGUUGAAAAGCUCCUACCCAACCAGUUUAGGCAGUUCAACAUCACUAUGAAUGGGGAGCACUUUUAUGGACCAGUUACUCCUAUUUACUUGUACACAACUACUAUAUCUAGCUCUAAAGCUUUUGCCGGACGACAAAAUAAUAUUUCAAUCUUGAAGGCUGACAACUCUAGUCUUCCACCCAUACUCAAUGCUUUUGAGAUUUAUAAGGUGAGAUUCGUAGGAGGGGAUACAGACCUAGAAGACGUUGUUGCAAUCACAAACAUCAAGGAGACCUAUAAAAUUAGAAAAACCUGGCAAGGAGAUCCAUGUUCUCCUCAAGCUUACUCAUGGGAAGGCGUAAACUGUAGUUAUCAUGCUUACGAACCCUUUAGGAACUUGUCCUCGUAUGGAUUAACAGGGGAGAUAGCUCUCUCUAUAUCUAAUCUGGCAAAGAUACAAACUCUGGACUUAUCAAACAACAACUUAACAGGGAGAAUUCCAGAGUUCUUGUCUCAAUUACCAGAUCUAAUUUUCAUAAACUUGGAGAAAAACAAGCUUACAGGCUCAGUUCCAGUAGGACUAAUCGAAAAAAGGAAGAAUGGUUUGCUGUCACUAAGUUUGUGCCAAAAUCUAAACCUAUCCGGACACGUUGCUUGCAAGUCAAAGAAUAACCACAAUUUCAUGAUUCUUGAAGUGGUAUCUGGAAUUUCCAUCCUCUUGUCGAUUGUAGUAGCUAUUGUCUGCUGGAGCCGAAGGAAACAACAGGGAGAUGACACAGUCGUGAAAGGCACUGUCCGAUUGGGAUCAAUGGAAUCAACAAAACGAAAAUUUACCUUCUCUGAGAUACUCAAGAUCACCAACAACUUUGAAAGGGUUUCUGGUAAAGGUGGAUUUGGAACUGUUUAUCAUGGUUGCUUAGACAAGACUCAAGUAGCUGUCAAGAUGCUUUCGCCAUCAGCAAUUCAAGGGUUUCAACAAUUUCAUGCAGAGGUUGAUCUUCUAACGAGGGUUCAUGACAAAAACCUGACAAGUCUUGUUGGAUAUUGCAACAAUAAAACUAGAGUAGGCCUUGUCUACGAGUACAUGUGGAAUGGAAACUUACACGAACAUCUUUCAGAUAGCAGUUCAAAUAUUUUGACUUGGGAAGAUCGACUUCGAAUAGCAGUAGAUGCUGCACAAGGACUGGAAUAUCUGCAUUAUGGUUGCAAGCCACCUAUAAUCCACAGGGACAUAAAAUCAACAAAUAUCUUGCUGAAUGAUUAUCUUCAAGCUAAACUAUCAGAUUUUGGCCUAUCCAAGAUUUUUCCAACUAAUGAUGGGAGUCAUGUAUCGACUCUUGUUGCUGGCCCUCCUGGGUACCUUGACCCUGAGUAAGUAUUAUUUGUUUUCAGUGUGCAUACUCAUUCAAGGCCACGUUUGGUUCAUGGAAUGGAAAGGAAAUGAAACCAAUUCUUGAGAUAUUCGAUAGGCAUGGGAAUUCGCAACUCCCGACAAUUUUCCAUUCUAGUGUUUGGUAAGACCUGUAAAAUUUGGUUUGGAUAGUUUGAACAGUGGUAAUUCGGUAAAAAAAACUUCAU